AUCGUUGAAACAAGUUUUUGCUAGUACUUCACUGUAGCAUUAUUUGAAGAAUCUUUAAACUACCCGAACAAAUAUCUGACUCCUGCCCGUUGUCCCCCUUCUGUUAUGAGUCGGUCACCUGCCCGUUCUUUCUCCCCACCCACCCCGCCUUCCCGGGCAGCUCCAUUACUCCUCUCUUCUUUCUUCCCAACACUUCAUAUAAAUAUGUAAACUCUCACACUUCCUCCACUCUCCACCACCACCAGCACCACCCUUCUCCGCCGUCCACGGCGGUGCAAAGAGGAGCUAUAAUGGGUCAAGGACUUAGCUGUGGAACAAGUGAUGAGCAUGGUUUAUUCAGUGCUGUUCAGUGUGGUGAUUUGGAGACAUUAAAUGCUGUUUUAGAGAAAAACUCGUCUCUUAUUCAUCAUUCUACUGUAUAUGAUCGACAAUCUCCCCUUCAUAUUGCUUCUGCCAAUGGCCAGAUCGAGGUUGUUUCUAUGCUGUUGAACAAAUCUAUCAAUCCAGAUUUGUUGAAUCGCUAUAAGCAGACUCCGUUGAUGUUAGCAGCAAUGCAUGGGAAGAUCUCUUGUGUGCAAAAACUAAUUGAAGCAGGAGCCAAUAUUUUAAAGUUUGAUUCACUUAAUGGAAGAACAUGUUUGCACUAUGCUGCAUAUUAUGGUCACUUUGAAUCCCUUAAAGCAAUUCUUUCUGCGGCUCGUACAUCUCAUGUUGCAGCAUCUUGGGGAUAUGCCCGGUUUGUGAAUGUCAGAGAUGGUAAAGGAGCAACACCUUUGCACUUAGCAGCCCGUCAAAGACGGCCUGAAUGUGUUCACAUUUUGCUUGACAAUGGCGCUCUGGUUUGCGCUUCAACCGGUGGAUAUGGAUUUCCUGGUAGCACUCCACUUCAUUUGGCUGCAAGAGGUGGUUCUCUUGAUUGCAUCCGUGAAUUGUUGGCGUGGGGAGCAGAUCGACUACAUAGAGAUGCCUCGGGGAGAAUACCAUACACGGUUGCUUUAAGGUACCACCAUGGCGCCUGUGCGGCUUUGUUGAAUCCUUCAUCAGCGGAGCCUCUUGUGUGGCCAUCGCCGUUGAAAUUCAUCAGUCAGCUCAAUGAUGAGGCGAAAGCUUUACUAGAACGUGCCUUAAUGGAAGCAAAUAAGGAGAGGGAAAAAAAUAUUAUAAAGGGGACAGAGUACUCUCCACCUUCCCCAACCCAAUCUGAUGGAGGGAUGGAUGACAACAUCUCUGAGGUCAGUGAUAUGGAAGUAUGUUGUAUAUGUUUUGAUCAAUUAUGCACAAUCGAGGUGCAGGACUGCGGGCAUCAGAUGUGUGCACAUUGCGUACUAGCCUUAUGCUGUCAUAACAAGCCAAACCCGACCACGGCCAGUCCACCAGAACCCGUGUGUCCAUUCUGCAGAAGCAAUAUUGUACAGUUACAAGCUAUCAAGGUCACAAAGGCCGACAACACAGACCGUGAUCUCCACUCCUCAAAGCUUCGAAUAUCCAGGAGAUCACGAAACUUCAGCGAAGGCAGCAGUAGUUUUAAGGGGUUAUCAGCAGUAAGUUCUUUUGGCAAAAUGACUGGUCGUGGCUCGGGUAGGAUUGCUGCUGCUGAAAACGAAUGGAUCGGUAAGCCAAUAACCCUUGAUUGAUAUCAAAGUUUCCAACUUUGGUAAUUAAGAACAUUCCAGAGUGGGGUCAUGCUUCUCAAAUGGUAUAUAUAUAUAGAUUGAUCUUUCUCCAUAUGUUUUGUAGAUUUGGGAAAUAAGCAAAGUUGAAAUCAUUUGCAGGCCUUUGUUAGAUGAGUACUAUAUUAUUUGUGUGGGUCACAAAAAAAGAGUGUUGCUUGUAAAAUCUUGUUUCCUUGUUCUUGAAAAAAGGGUGGAGGUUGUUAGGGCCUAUUAGUAGCUAGUCACUUUGGAAUAGAUAAAAUUCUUUGCAGCUUUUUACCCCCUCCCCCCUCCCACCCCCCCUCUUUUUUUUUUGCGCUUGUUGUGUUUUACCUUAUUUGGUGGAGAAACACAAUAUUCUUCCAUCGUCCCCUCACCAUGGUGAUUGAUGAAGUUUGCAUUGGGAAAGAGUCAAAAUCGAAGAAAGCAAUUAGAUCCCACCUUGCCCUAUCUCUUUUCUUUAAAUUAAAGCAGCCUCGAGGUGUGAAAUGAACUACAUACAGUAUUGUUUAUUAUAUUAGGGAAAAAGGUGUGAAAUCAUGAAUUACCAUUGUAUCAAUUAUUUUAUUGAAAAAUAUUGUAUUGUAUAAUAAUAAUAAUAAUAGUAAUAUAUGGUUAGUUGCAA
Messenger RNA from Capsicum annuum, 2277 nucleotides. Its product is annotated as putative E3 ubiquitin-protein ligase XBAT31. The transcript has 8 exons. NCBI's taxonomy places the organism in Eukaryota, Viridiplantae, Streptophyta, Magnoliopsida, Solanales, Solanaceae. The record is from RefSeq and is a predicted model, not a curated record. Bases 291 to 1634 code for a protein of 447 amino acids. Gene Ontology annotation, molecular function: protein binding.